Molecule: messenger RNA, 1632 nt
Organism: Brugia pahangi
Lineage: Eukaryota; Metazoa; Nematoda; Chromadorea; Rhabditida; Onchocercidae
Source: the annotation of a GenBank genome assembly
AUGGUCCCUUUUAACAACGAACCAUCCUUACCUUAUUCAGCAGCUGGUAUGGAUGUCACAAAUUUCGAAAGAGAAGAAUUGGUUCAACAGUAUAUUCCAAAGUCAAAAUUGUCAAAGUGUGAACGUGGCUACUCGUUCUCUUUUAUAAUAUUUACCAUUCUUUUGCAACUCGAAAUUAUAUUUAUACCCAUUGAAGCAACAUUCUUAGAUAAAGGUAAAAUUGGUUAUUCACCAAAAGUUGAUAAUAUUCAACAUUAUAUGUGGAAGAAAAGCAAUGAUGUGUUAAUUAGGACCAAGCAAAAGAGAAGCAGCGACUACAGAAGUAACAGUAAUAGUAUAGCUAGUAUCAGUAUUUUAAAUACUACAUUAUUAGGAAAUGAAAUCAUAUUCGAUAAGUGGAAAAACACAGAAAGCACAUCAAACGAUCAACCUCAACAAUACUAUAGCGGACAAUUUGUACUCUUUACUUUUAUUAUUAUUCAUAACAGUGUGACCAAAUUAUUUACGACAGAAUCGGCUCAAAUAUAUGUAAUCGAAUUACAACCAGAAGACGAAUUAACUGUAACAUGUCGAGCUAGUUUACUUGGAUUAGGUGAAGAUAUGGAUGUGAUAUGGUGGAAAGAUAACGAAUUUAUCACUACAACUAAUUCAUCGGUUUUAAUAUUGAAUAGCCAAAAUUUAGGAUUAUAUCGAUGUGUAGCUGAUGUUGCAAUAGUAUCAACUGAUCUUCUAGAUAGUUAUCUUUUAAAUAAUCGAAUAAAACGUUCAGCUGAAAUGCCUCCAGGGAAGGUGCUAAGUAAUGCGCUCAUUGUGAAGCGUGCCAUACCAAUUCAUUUUACUCUUCAUCCAAAAAACUUAACAGUAUCAAAUGGUUCGGUUUUCCGAUUGGAAUGUGCAACAAGUGGUUCAUUUCCUGAACAAAUUAUUUGGUAUCAAAAUGAUACGAAAAUUUUAGUUGACGCAAAUAAAGAUAAUAAUAUUCAUAUAUAUACCACUGAACAUCAAUCCGUAUUGCAUUCAAUAGGAGUAGAUCUGAAUGAUAGCGGCCAAUAUCGUUGUCGUAGUGGAAGUAUAUUUAGUGAUAUAGCAGUCAUAACUGUUAUUUUUGACGACGAUAAGCAUGCAACUGAAAGUUCAGUGAUGUUAACCGACCUUCCGUCAGAAUUGUUAGUUCCUAUUGGUGAAAGUGUUAUAUUGGAAUGUCUUUUGGAUGAUCCACAUUCAACUUCAUCGUGGCAUGUUGUAAAUGAAUAUGGACAACCUAUUCGAAAAUAUCAAAGGGAUGAUGUGAAAACACGUAGUGCAAUGGUAAUUCAUUCAGCCAAUACUCAAGAUAAUGGUAGGUAUACUUGUGUUACCGUUGGGAAAACAGUUCGACAAACAAUUUCAACAUUUGUCACAGUUCAAGUGGCACCAAUUUUGAUGACCAAACGUACGGUGCAAAGGAUCACAGGUAUGCUUGGGAUGACAGUUCGACUUCGUUGUUCGGGAUCUGUUGAACCACAUGAUACAUCAUUUCAAAUAAAUUGGUACAAAGAUGGCAAAAAAGUAGUACCAUUUGGAAGAGCAAAGGUUAUUUUUGAAUUUUUCAAGCGCAUUUUAUGGCCGUUUGAUAGAAUUAUGAUUUUUUGA